Molecule: messenger RNA, 2513 nt
Organism: Vollenhovia emeryi
Lineage: Eukaryota; Metazoa; Arthropoda; Insecta; Hymenoptera; Formicidae
Gene: phtm
Product: cytochrome P450 306a1
Exons: 7
Coding region: 756-2219 (487 amino acids)
Biological process (GO): xenobiotic metabolic process
Cellular component (GO): intracellular membrane-bounded organelle; cytoplasm
Molecular function (GO): oxidoreductase activity, acting on paired donors, with incorporation or reduction of molecular oxygen, reduced flavin or flavoprotein as one donor, and incorporation of one atom of oxygen; heme binding; iron ion binding
Source: RefSeq, a predicted model, not a curated record
GGCUACUCGGAGACUCUCUUAUCCGGGAAACUCGAAACAUUUAUUAUCCAUUAGACGUGAAAGGGUCAACUUUACACGCAGCGGUUUGAAUGACAAUAAAAAAAAACGAAAUGCCGUAACCGCUAAGCAUUCGCGAACCGAACUGACGGUGAUGGCUAAUAAAAAUCUCGCCGGCGCGCCAUCGAAAGUAAGCUUCCUCGAUUCAUCGCCGGCUCACCGGCACGUGUUUGACCACGUGUCGGCCUAUAUCGCGUAGUCGCAGCACGGAAUCGUUCCUUAUCCUCGCCGCGAUUGUGUACGUGCGCGUGCCUCGCUAAUGAGAUAUAACUUUGCUCACAAGUGCGUGCGCGCGCCAUAAGACGCGGAGAAAGGUUUGUGUUUGUCAUUCGCUUCUGCCGUUGUCGCCAUUCCUGGAAUGGUGGAAUCGCGCUCCCUCGAUUACGAACGUUCACCGAGGGGAGUCGUCGGGCACAUUCGCGUAAUUUAUUAUUGCAUCCGCGCGAGGGUCUUUCACGGGGCGCGAUGACGAUUCGAGCGACUCGAUUAUUCGUUACGAAAAUGGUCCAUCGUUUUGCGCGCGCGCUGCAUCUCGCUUGAGAAUCUCGCAACGAGACCAGCAUCGUACAAUUUCUUUCUCUCUCUCUCUCUCUCUGCCGGAAAUAAAAAGUGCACUGUCGCGCUCAAAAGCAUCAUAUCUUUAAUUUGCAGGCGACGCAGCAUCGCGUUUCCACCGCUUCCGCUGAAACAGGAUCACAAUGAUAGCCUUUAUUAUCCUGAGCGUGUCGCUCGUGCUUCUUGUCUACGUCUUCUUUUAUAAAAAUCGCAAACUUCGACUUCCGCCGGGACCCUGCGGGAUCCCACUGCUCGGUUAUCUACCAUGGCUAGACCCCGUCCGUCCUCACGUGUCGCUGACGGAACUGGCGAGGAAAUAUGGCCCGGUUUGUGGUCUACGGAUGGGUUCUGUGUACACCGUAUUGUUAUCGGAUCCACAGCUGGUAAGGCAGACCUUUGCCAAGGAUGCGUUUGCCGGCCGGGCGCCAUUGUACCUGACGCACGGAAUAAUGAAGGGAUACGGCCUCAUUUGCGCCGAAGGUGACCGUUGGCGAGCGCAAAGAAGAUUUGUGACCGGAUGCCUGAAAAAUUUCGGCAUGACGAAAUUACCCGGUGCCAGGAGGGACAAUAUGGAACAAAGAAUCGUCGCGGCCGUGAACGAGUGCACGUCGAAAUUUAAAAAGCGUACCAUGGAAGACGGUAUCGAUCCGCUCGAGACACUUCAUCAUUGCGUGGGUAACAUGAUGAACGACCUCGUGUUCGGUAAAGUUUACAAGGAGGACGACGAGUUGUGGAAAUGGUUAAGACAUAUGCAAGAGGAAGGAGUUAAGCAUAUUGGAGUCGCAGGGCCGCUCAACUUUUUGCCAUUUCUCAGAUUUUUGCCACGAUACGGCAAAGUGAUGGAGCUGCUUGUCGAUGGCCAAUUAAAAACGCAUCAAGUAUAUCAAAAGAUUAUCGACGAGCAUCGCGCUCGACGCGAGAAAACAGAUAAUUUCCUUGCGGCUUUCGACGAGGCGAUGAGUACCAAUGCGGAUAAUGGAUACUUCACACAGCCGCAAUUUUAUCAUCUGCUAGCCGAUCUUUUUGGCGCAGGCACCGACACAACUCUUACGACAUUUCGCUGGUUCCUGCUCUUUAUGGCAGCAUAUCCGGACGAGCAAAAAAAAAUUCAGGCUGAAAUGGACGAGCUGUUGGGUCAAAAGCCACCCACUUUGGAAGACAGGCCACUUUUAAUUCGACUGGAAGCGGCCAUUGUAGAGACGCAAAGAUUGCGAAGCGUAGUGCCGGUUGGCAUCCCUCAUGGAACGAUAGAGGAUACUCAGAUAGGCGAUUACGAUAUACCAAAGAAUACCAUGGUCGUUCCAUUACAAUGGGCCAUUCACACGGAUCCGUUAUACUGGCACGAGCCCCAUUUAUUCAAACCUGAGAGAUUUAUUACCGAGGACGGAAACCUCGGAAAACCAAAAGCCUUUUUGCCGUAUCAAGCAGGCAAACGUAUGUGCGUCGGUGACGAACUAGCCAAGAUGAUAUUGUUUCUGUUCGCCGCAAGAUUUCUUCAUUCAUUCGUUAUCUCCGUACCAUCCGGUACUCGUAUCGAUCUCGAGGGCGAGUGUGGAAUUACCCUGGUACCGAAACCGCACCGCUUGAUUUUUACACCGCGGGACUAAGUCUAUGUACACCCGCAACAAUGUUUUUUAUGUGUAUGACGUUACACGGACAGGGUCAUUUAGAAAGGUCUCAGCAUGAAGAAGAAAAAUAGCUCGUAUAUCUUUUAUAAUUACUUCUAUUAUAAUGCCAUAAAAUAAACGAAUAGAGUUAAAUCAGGAUCAUUAUGUACAAAUCAAAUAAGAAACGAGAACGCUAAUUUUUAGGUCUGAGCAAGAUGUAGGUAGCCCAAUAAUUUUAAUCUAAUAUGUGAAUGUAUUGGAUGCUACGUAUAGCAUUUUUAAAUCAUUAAAAAU